Daphnia pulex (common water flea) is the source of this 5433-nucleotide messenger RNA. Its product is annotated as pancreas transcription factor 1 subunit alpha-like. Gene Ontology annotation, molecular function: RNA polymerase II transcription regulatory region sequence-specific DNA binding; DNA-binding transcription factor activity, RNA polymerase II-specific; protein dimerization activity. The record is from RefSeq and is a predicted model, not a curated record. Gene Ontology annotation, biological process: developmental process; regulation of transcription by RNA polymerase II. Lineage: Eukaryota; Metazoa; Arthropoda; Branchiopoda; Diplostraca; Daphniidae. The transcript is spliced from 3 exons. The coding region runs from base 4646 to 5419 and encodes 257 amino acids.
UUUUGACUAAACUUGGUAGCGUUGAUUAUCAAUCGGGGUAUACGGUAUCGUGGUACGGAGUACCAUUAUUCCUGGCUAUGCUGCCGUUGACUGGAACUCUUUUGCUCUUGCCUUUUUUGUUGAAUCAGUAAGGGCUCAUUCAAUAACUCAUUUGUCGAACUGUAGAUCAGGCUUGUUUUGUACCUCACAACUUUGUGGGCCCCCAACUUUGUAGCAAACAAUCGAAUUAAAAACAUAUUUGAACUUGAAAGACUUUCAAGGAAAGUGCAGCUAGAGAAUUGUUUGACCAAGCACCUCCUCGUUAUAUCCUGUUUUAUUAUUUCCACCACUUGAGUGACUAACGUUCUUUCUACAUUGAAAGUGGAGAAGGAAAGUAAAAAUUAAACCGUUGCCAAUUGUCACCGUAAAAAGAUAACAAAAAUUGAAUUCGUAAUCAGACAAAAAUCUCAAGAGUUAUCUCAAAUUAUCUGUAAAACUUGUUUUGUGGGCAUUUCCACGAGCCUGUUCGUUAUUGUUUUCCUCGACAUUUUGGCAGCAGCUUCAGCUUCGCUGAUAACGGCAGCUUGGAGAAUGGAGAGCAGCUACAAAACCUGCAGAAACCAAAUGUUGUAAAACAGAAAGAUUUCAGUUUACGAUUGAAAAAGAAAAAAAUAAGAUUCCAACAUUACUAGCUAAUAAUCGUAUUAAAAUGAGUUUGUUUUUGCCAAAUUCACCCAAGACUAUGAGAUAACGAAGAGUAAGUUUCAUCUUGCUGAAAUGAGAUUGGAAGGUUCGAUUUUGCUGAGUGAUUGUCGAACACUGGUAAUACUAUUUUUGGAAUAUCACUCUUCCGCAGCUCUUGGUGGUUCUUUUUCUCUUUCUAUCAUUGCGACGAUGGCGGCUAUGUAGCCUACGGCUGGUUUAGCGACAAAUCGAUUGCGGGACUACUCGGAUGGGAACCGGAACAUGUGCCGCCCGCCCUGUUUUUCCCUUUCUAUAUAGUCAUCGGCUUGGACGCUCUUAUUCGGCUCGCUGGCUCUCCCGCCGUCAGCUGACAGCCUUCUCACGCAGCGUCGUUCGCGGGAAUUAUAUAUAAAGAAAAGAAGUAAAAGAAAAAAAGGUAUAUAUAAAAAAUAUAGAGACAAACAAAGAUGGCCGCUCCUGCAAAAUAUCAAGGAAAACUAUCCGUUUAAUAAUAAAUUCAAUCAUUUCAUCGAGGCAAUUAAACGAAUCAAAUUCAACGCUUCGCUAUAGAAUAGUUGAACCGUCGAAAUGAGCAAAAAGGAGUGUGGGGGGACGGACGAAAUCGAGUUGAGUGGAGUUUGAAAAGGGCCGCCAGCGAUAAUCUGCGAUUGUGUGUUGAAGAAGAGAGAGAGGGAAACCCUAUAGCGUCAAUCCAAAUAGAGAGGGAUGAACAAGAGCAAGAGGGCUGCAGCUGCUGCUAUCCAUUAUGUACAGCACAGCAUCGGGACUUAAAUGCGCCGCGAGGACCCGCUUUUUAUUAUAAUAUUAUAGAAUGCGGUCACCGUUUAACUUCCAUUAUAUUCUCCCGACACACAGCGCACACAAGAAAAUUCGGAAAUAAAAUCAAAGUGAAAAGUUUCAAAUCACUUGAAGCUGUUUGUCGAACCCCCCCAAUCCUGUCAAUCAAAAAUCUCCCCCCACUCACUAUUCUUUAAAUCCCUCUGAAUUACCGUAUCUGAAAUUCAUUCCUAAACUUUUGUAUCGACGAAAAUUAUAAGCUCAUUAUAAUACACACACAUUUCGAUUUCGAUAGAACAAAAUGGCGGACCGAACGAACUUGUGUGCCGACCUCAAAAAAUCUAAAUCUCCGAUAAAAAUCGAAUACGUCGGUCAUCUUUUGUUGCCUAUCGGUCGGCCGCUCCCACAUUUUUGCGGCUUUCUUGUAUUUUCCUCAUCGAGAAAAAACAAAACGUUGUACACUAGAGAGAGAUAAGAUAAAAUGCCGGACAGCAGCAGCAACUAGCAGCGGCUCGGAGCUCCUUUAUAUUCUCCCGCUUGCGUCUUUUUAUGAUGUCAGCCGAACGAGAGAUCACACACAAGAAUUAUUAUUUCUCUCUCUGUAUGUUAUAACAAUAGAAAACGUUAUUGGGUUUUUUCUCUCUACUGUCGUAUAUAGGUGGAGCCAUCUUAUGUUAUAGCCCAGGCUGAUAGAUAUAGGACUCAAUUCUGUGUGCCCAGGCUCGAGAGGUUUAUUGCGGUUGAGUAGACUUUUUGGACUUUUUUCUCCCCCUUGGAUUAAUACAAAAAAUCGUUCGCUGUAUGUUUAUAAAAAAAUAUAAGAAUUAAGAUCAGAUCAACUGAAUCAGCUGUGCUCUAGGCCCGGUAGAAAAUGAUAUUUUCCACUGGGGUGGUCUUAUUUCUCUCUCCCGUUCAGAAAAAUGAUUUGUUUGUUAUUUUUGUGUGGGGGGUAACAUUCAUAAGGAUUUCCGUAUGGGGAGUGAACGUACAGUAAGCAAUUAAUUGUUUGUCCUGACUGGUUAAACAAGAGAGAGAAAAAAGAGGGAGAGUAUAGAGACAACAAAAAAGAAAAAGUGAACUCUUGUGUGUACCUCACACCUGGAGCCAAGGGAAAACACACACACAAUUAUUAUUGUCACCCUCAGGACUGGCACAACUGUUGCCUAUACAUGACUCACAUGUGUGUGUGUGUGUAACCAAGGCAUAAUGUUACACCGUCGGUCAAACAUUCGCCCAUAUAUCUACUGGGACAGCAGCACAUCAGCGUGCGCUGCCAAUGCGCUGAAUUAUUGAAAGAAUUUAUCCAGAGACGGGAAUCGCAUGUCGAGCUCAUCUCCGCCAGACGGAUAUCGAUACAACUCUGUUUUUUUAAAUGGACACAUAGAGGUAGGGGGGAAGAUGUAUUCAUAAAACACACGAGAUACAUGUCAUCUGUUCAAAAACCCCCAAACAUGGACGGGCGCCGUCACGAUAUGCAUUCUGGUUCCCCCCUAAUAUGGAUCGAAAGAAAACUUGUAUCAGUAAAAUGCCAUCUCGAUAUAUACUAUUCAUCACAUCUCUAAGCUCUUUUUUGGAUUUGAACGAUUCGGGACUUAGAGUGUUAGAUAUAUUUACAGCUGUGGGCGAUGAUAUCUCCCGAUUGCUAUCUCGACACAAAAAAUCGAAUUUCUCGUCGGGUUAAAUCGAACGUGUUUUGGUGGCGGUUCUUAUUAUAUGUAACAGGACAGCGAUAUGAUCGUAACAGCUUCAUCGAUGGUCUCUCUGCUGCAAUCAACAACACUAUUAUAUACAAGUCGCGGCCCAUGGUGGUGUGUAUUAGAGGAGAAGCGAUUGGUUCCGCUCCAUUCACGCCAGGCGGGCCGGGUGCUGCUGCUGGAACAUGCACGUGUUAUUCCCCCCUCUUGUACUAUUCAAUUCACCAAAGUAUUUUUUUUUAUUCCAUCGUCGAUGAUGGGCAAAAGGUGAUGCUGAUUCGAUUCGUCACAGCGGUCUCUGGAUCGCUCCUAUUCUCUAUGAUAUUAUAGGCCGUCAAAAUGUCUAUCCAUCAAGCAACCAGCCUUUUUCCCCCCGUUCCGUCGUGUACAUCGACACGCCUAUCAAAUUGCGCAUUUGUCUUGGCGCCAUUAUUCACGCCGACUGACUUUGACUGCCUGUUGUGUCCUAUCCUAUAUGUACUGCAGUUUGUUGCCUAUUGUGUCCUAUAGAAACUUUUGGCCAUAGUCUAUACACUCUCAAACUGAGAGAGAGAGACGUGGUGUUGCGUUAUUCAUUCAAUACAAAAGGGAGAGUCCGAAAUCGACAGGUUAUAUAAGCUGAUGCGCAUUUCUAUAUUUUUUCUUCCCCCCAAUGUUCGUGUCAAGAUGAGAUCAUCGGCACUGAUGACGUCGUAAAUGAACUUGGAAUUUUGGCUGUUUUUUUUUUUCGGUGAAUCACGCCGCUCCAUCUGCGGAAGAAAGAAAAACGAACGAGAUGACGAGGUGGAAGCCAGAGCACACAUCUCUCAUUUGGAUAUAUAGACCAAUUUGCAUACCAGCAAUAAUGUACUACUUGACUGACCUUCGUUCGAAAUUAAGCCUCGGGCGAUUAUUAAAACAGAUUUUAUGGUGGCAAAACUCAAACGUCGAAUCACUUUUCUUAUAUCCUCCGUAAAGUAAAGAGAAGAAAAUUGAGCUCAUCGAUUGAAAUUGAAAUUCAUUCGAUGAUGUAAGCGGGGUGAAGUUUUCCCGUCGAAUAUGAUUGGCUGCUGUGGGUCGUCGGGGGAUGAAAUAGCUCACGGUGAUUGGUCGCCGUCUCGGCGCACGCUCUACUAUCACACACUCACGCCCAGUGUGUGUGUGUAUCUCUACACAGUAGUUAACAGGGAAAUAAAGUACGGACCCGCCCAGCCUCAACCCCCGGCGUCACCACACACACUCCGUCGAAAAGGUGGGGGUGGAGAGUUACAAGCCGUACACGUUUGAUGUGUCAUUUGGAGAGAGAGGGAAAAAGGAGGAGUAGAUAUUAUGUACAGCAGAGAACGACGUCCGGCAUUUAAAGGCUUGUUUGUCCGGCACGUGCCAGUCACACUCCAGCCAUUGACACCGUCAGUCGGCCUACAUAACCGUUCGACAUCUAAAUCCGGAAUUCCUCCAGGAAUUAUACAAGAACCCCAGUGAAAUAGUCAAAGAAAAAGAGGCGGGAAAAAAUGAAUUUCGAUUUAGAAUCAGUUAACCGGCAGUUUUUGAUCGAGUCGUCGGCCUCGGCGUCGCACUGCCUGGCCGAUUUCACGGCCGAUUCGUCGACUUUCUACGACGAAUCGUGCGGGACCCGCUCGCCGUCGGACGAUUCGGAAUUGAUGAGCGGGAGCGACGCCGAGUCGGCCUAUUCCUCGUCGCCGGACCAGCGGAGCAGCGACAGCGGGACCGGAGGAGCUUCGUCCUCUUCGCUGCUGCGGACGGCCAAUUCCAGCAGCGGCGUCGGCAGCAGCAGCAGCCGCUCUUGGCGUCGCAAGCGACGCUGCGGCCACCAGCAGGUCCACCAGCGGCAGGCAGCCAAUUUGCGGGAGCGUCGCCGCAUGCAGUCCAUCAACGACGCCUUCGAGGGCCUACGGACCCACAUCCCCACUUUGCCCUACGAGAAACGGCUGUCAAAGGUGGACACGCUGCGUUUGGCCAUUGGCUAUAUUGGUUUUCUUGCCGAGUUGGUGGCUAACGACCGACACCCCACCGACGUCCUUCAGAACGCCGUACCUGAGCCGCCGAAAAAGAUCUUCAUUAGCUCAACUAAAGAUGUGCAACAUCACGGGGUGGUGUCCGUGGCCUCAGUCCAUUCAAUAUCGUGGUCAUCGGAGAAGGAGAACGCCAGCGCUUCGCAUCCGGGUGGCGUCAUGGUGGCUAAACUUUGGACGCCAGAAGAUCCGCGUUCACUCCGCACGCACCAAGAAAGCGGCGGCGGCGGUCCGUUCGCUCAAGCGAAUUGAAUAAAUCAAGAAUU